AUGACCGUUACGCUGGAGUCGCGUGACUGCCGGAGUCUUCAAGACGUCGUCUCGAAAUCCCGGACUCAAGGCAUCAGUCGUUUUAUCGACCUCCCACAGAUCCUCGUCUGGGGUGAUCAGUCGUCAGGCAAAAGCUCUGUUCUCGAGGCCAUCUCGGGCAUGUCGUUUUCCGCCAAGGGCUAUCUUUGCAUUCGCUUCGCCGCCGAAGUCGUUCUGCGCAAGUGCAACACCGUCGGAACCAAGAUCGGCAUCAUCCCAAGCUCAAACCGCUCCGAUGACGAAAAGAAGCAGCUUGCCGACUUCACCUGCAGCACCCAAGAUUUCGACAUUGGCCGGGCUGAGCAGCGCCGCUUUCUCCUUCAGGCGAGUAACAACUACUGUGCUUUGACCAGAGCCGCCGUGAAUGGCGUGUACGGUGAUCAGUUCUUUGCCAUCACCGAAAGCGACGAUCAAACACCGAAGCGGCUUCGACCUGCGGUCCUGAACAGCCUACCCAAGUUCGCUGAAGGCAUGCGUCUCAGGGGCCACUCUCCCAUCAUCAGGGAAGAAGCCGACUCGGAUGAAGGGAUCGAUGAUGAAGGGAACGCACAUGACCCGAAGCAAAUACUCCGUGAUGAAUACCUAGAACAAGUCAAGGUCUUGAUGCAGAGGAGCCGAGGCCGAGAGCUCUCAGGUACAUCCAACCCCCUCAUCAUCUCAGAGCUGUUCGCCAAGCAGUGCAAGCCUUGGAAUGGUCUCAUCGAUGCCUUGGUCAAGAACAUCGUAGACGACGCCGACAUGACAGUUCAAGCCGCAGUCACUCAUGUAACAGAUCCGCCGACCGCCGGCGCCCUGUUGAGGACCGUUGUGGCCCCGGAAAUCGCCACACUGGGUAGGGCACCAAGCCGAGUUGCCCUGAAGAGAAUCGUGGUCGACGUCAGCGUCCUGGCAAUCGAGAGCUGUCUACUCAGCAAACCUAAGGGACUGCUCUGCCCCGAGGUUAUCUGUGAUCUCGACGACGACAUGGUCCGCCACAUCGCCGGCGAAAGCGACGAGGUGACUAUGGAGCGGGUGAGGGCUGCCGAGAACCUCUGGGUGUUGGAGACGGGAGCGGCCGAGCUCAAGGCUCUCCAGAGGAAGCCUGCAAUAUCCAACUAG
Pyricularia oryzae 70-15 is the source of this 1137-nucleotide messenger RNA. RefSeq names its product dynamin family protein. Gene Ontology annotation, molecular function: GTPase activity; microtubule binding. The transcript has 3 exons. Gene Ontology annotation, cellular component: cytoplasm; microtubule; membrane. The record is from RefSeq and is a predicted model, not a curated record. Bases 1 to 1137 code for a protein of 378 amino acids. NCBI's taxonomy places the organism in Eukaryota, Fungi, Ascomycota, Sordariomycetes, Magnaporthales, Pyriculariaceae.